AUAGACAAAGAACGCACAAAGAUUGGAUUGAAACAAUUACCGACAUCUCGAAAGAUCAUCCUGAUGCACGGAUUCGGAAACUAGCAGAUAAAAGUGUCCAUAAUUAUAAGAAUGAAACUAAAUCUCAAGUUAUCACCAAAUUCUGGGAAGAUAUUGGAAAAACAAAGCUCAGGAACAAAUUAUUUUCUUUACAUUUUAAUGGGUUUGCUGAACCGGUCGAAAAUAGAAAUGAUUUAUUUCCUAAAUCCGAAGAAAAUGAACUUCAAGAUGUUCUGGUCAAAAAUAGAAAUGAUUCAAUCUCCCAAUCUAAAGAUGAUGAUCAAGAUGAAUUGUAUACAGAGGACUUUAAUAGUGACGAAGAACAACCCGAAGAAGAGUAUUUUGCAGACAUUGUCGACCUUGAUAAUGCAACAGAACAAAAGAGACCUCCAUUCUUUACAGUUGAAGAGUGGUUAAAAAUUAUUUCUGAAUCACAAUCACCACCAAUAAAAUUGCCUAAAUCUGUUGAAGAACAACUCAACUGCUAUUUGAAGGAAACAACUAUCGAAAAAAUUCGUGAAUCAUUCGAGUCAUAUAAAAAAGUAACUUCGGAAGAAGAUAGAUACACUCGUAAAGUCGCAGAUCAUUUUAUUUUUUGUCUCGAGAACCGACCAGAAUAUUUUGCACAACGACCAAGCACCGAGUCAACAUUUCGUGUACGUUUUAUUGAACCCAUAAUUGAGUCUUUUAUUUUUAUAUUCAAAAAUAUGGAUGUAACUUGGGGUGAAAUUUCAAGCUUGCCCUCAGCAAAUCGCCGAAAUUUACAUCUUGAAGAAGGCAGAAGACGUAGAAUUGGUUCAAAAACUGAUGGUAUAGGAUCUCUUGUCAAUCUAGAUGAUAAAGAACUUCUUAUUUUUGAGCUAUCUGGAGCACCGACCCGUCUUCCAAAUAGACAUACAGAGGGAGAUAAAGUAAAACUUGAACGGUGCAUGGUUGACGUGCUCAAUGACCAUCUGGAAGAUUAUAAAAUAUGUGAUAUUGAGGUUGCUAAGAAACUCCGAGUGUUCGGUUUUCAAACUGAUGAAAAAUAUAAUUGCUCUAUUUCAACUGCAUAUAUUGUUGGUCGUGGAUUAUAUUGCAAAAAAACGUUGUUCCAGUUUUCAUUGCCAAGAAGAGUGUUGGACUUAUGCUAUUUGUAUAAUAUUAUUGGGGUCAUGCUUUCUUUCAGAAAUGAAUUAUCCAAUUCAUUGAAUGUUAUACAGAAACUCAAGAUUGCAAAAACUCGUGAAAUUGUUUCUGAUGACCCAAUCAGUAGUUACAUGUUGCGGUUGCCACCCUCAUGA
Messenger RNA from Entrophospora candida, 1322 nucleotides. Lineage: Eukaryota; Fungi; Glomeromycota; Glomeromycetes; Entrophosporales; Entrophosporaceae. The record is from the annotation of a GenBank genome assembly.